CAACAGCAACGCAGCCUCACCCAUUGCUUCUCGCGCGAUCAUCGAGCGAGUGCUUCUUUGGUGCCGAGGGUCCUGUGUGACGAUGUGAUAGCUGCCGCAAGCGACCGGUCCUGCUGGAAAGAAACAAUACACGCGUCAAUAUGGCUUCGACAUCGGAACCCCCCAAUAUGACCGGCUUCACUGUCGGCCUGAUUGGAAUGGGCGACAUGGGCAAGAUGUAUGCCCGGAGACUUAGCAGCGCAGUUGUUCAAAUGAAAAAUAUACAAAUUCUCCGUAACGGUCAUCUCGUGUCUCGCGCCAGCGAUUAUAUCAUAUACAGUGUUGAGGCGGCGGUCAUCGAUCGUGUCGUCGCCCAGUACGGUCCAUCGACCAAGCUCGGCGCCAUUGUUGGUGGCCAAACGUCCUGUAAAGAUCCUGAGAUCAAGGCUUUCGAAAAGUACCUGCCCGCCGACGUUGACAUCGUAUCCUGCCACUCCCUUCACGGCCCCAAUGUCGAUCCCAAGGGCCAGCCGCUGGUGCUCAUCAAGCAUCGCGCCUCCGACGAAUCUUUCUCCAAGGUUGAGCACGUACUCUCCUGCCUUAACUCCAAGGUUGUCUACCUGAGUGCCGAUGAACAUGACCGCAUCACGGCCGAUACCCAAGCCGUCACCCACGCCGCUUUUCUCAGCAUGGGCAAGGCCUGGCAUGCAACCAAGCAAUUCCCCUGGGAGGGAACCCGUUAUGUCGGCGGCAUCGAAAACGUCAAGAUCAACCUCAUGCUCCGCAUCUAUGCCCAAAAGUGGCACGUCUACGCCGGCCUCGCCAUCCUCAACCCCGAAGCACACAAGCAGAUUGCUCAGUUCGCCAAGUCCACCACCGAGCUGUUCCAACUUAUGCUGGAGGGUCAUAGCGACGAGCUCCGCGCCCGCGUGUACGCCGCCAAGGAAAAAGUCUUCGGUGCUGAAGGAAGCCCCAAGUGGGCGAGUAAACCUCUCCUCCGUGACGAUGUGCUCGACCAGUUCAGCCUCCGCCAACCGGAAAACGGCGGCCCUUCGGCUCCCUCCUUGCCCAACAACCACCUCUCGCUGCUUGCCAUGGUCGACUGCUGGAGUGCUCUGGGCAUCGUUCCGUACGACCACAUGAUCUGCUCAACUCCCCUGUUCCGACUCUGGCUGGGCGUCACCGAGCACUUGUUCAGGACCCCGGGCUUGCUGGAUGAGUGCCUGAAGGUCGGCAUCGAGGAUCGAACCUUCAGAAGGGAUGACUUGCAGUUCACCAUUGCGGCGGCGGGCUGGGCCGAGUGUGUGGGUCUGAGGCAAUUCGAGACGUGGAGGGAGCGGUUUGCGGUUACCCAGGCUUUCUUCGAGCCGAGGUUCAAGGGAGCGGUGGAGGUAGGUAACGCGAUGAUCAAGGCAGUCCUGGCAAGCGAUGAGAAGGACUAAAGGUGUGUACGGAACGGAGACUGGGUUGGAAUGCACAUGGAGAAGGUUGAAUGCGCGAAGGGCUGUGGAACGGUAUCAGGGGAAAGAAAACGGGCAUCUUGAUGGACGAGACAUAUAUGUGGAUACAACACGGCUACCUGGCGUAGGCUUCCCAGGAACGGCCGUAGUAUUGAUAAUUGAAAAGCUGACGUCUGGAUUUUGG
Messenger RNA from Neurospora tetrasperma FGSC 2508, 1623 nucleotides. Its product is annotated as prephenate dehydrogenase. The coding region runs from base 141 to 1421 and encodes 426 amino acids. The transcript has 4 exons. Gene Ontology annotation, molecular function: NAD+ binding; prephenate dehydrogenase (NADP+) activity; prephenate dehydrogenase (NAD+) activity. The record is from RefSeq and is a predicted model, not a curated record. NCBI's taxonomy places the organism in Eukaryota, Fungi, Ascomycota, Sordariomycetes, Sordariales, Sordariaceae. Gene Ontology annotation, biological process: L-tyrosine biosynthetic process.